Molecule: messenger RNA, 804 nt
Organism: Scaptodrosophila lebanonensis
Lineage: Eukaryota; Metazoa; Arthropoda; Insecta; Diptera; Drosophilidae
Exons: 1
Coding region: 1-804 (267 amino acids)
Cellular component (GO): extracellular region
Molecular function (GO): chitin binding
Source: RefSeq, a predicted model, not a curated record
AUGUUAACAAUCGAGCUGCUCCGCAUAGUUCCAAUUCUGGUGCUGCUGUUCCUCAGCAGCUGUCGGACCACAACCAUACACAGGAAUAAUCCUAUGGGGAUUCCACUGAAUCAGACGGUAUAUGAGAUGAAGAAUUGCAAAUCACGCACAUCUCGACUUGAUUCAGCGGCAAAUUCCUGCCUUAGACGACAAAGUCCGGGUCCUCUCUGCGAAACGUGUGAGCUGAUGUCGCUUUGUGUAAAAAAUUCCAAUGGCUGGUUCGGAAUUCCAUUGGUGUCGUGUGAUGUGAAAAACGGUUACUAUUGCAAUGCGCGUCUGGGUGUUUGCUCCAAGGACUUGGGCCCUUGCCAUCCCUUAGCCACAGCUGAUAAUUUCAAGAGCAAUUUGCCGGGCAUUUUUCCGGAUCCCUAUGACUGUCAACGGUAUUAUUUGUGUUACUAUGAGGGCUCAACCUUGACAUGUGUCAUCGCCAAUUGUGACGUAAGCAAGGCCUUUGAUGCGAGCACAGGACAAUGCUCUGUGUCUCCACAGAGUGCUGCAUGCACACAAAAGCAGUUCGAAUGCCCUUAUGUAGGCCAUAUUGCAGCCUGGCCUACGAACCCGAACAUCUACUACGUUUGUAAGGCAACGGUGAAGCAAAACAUCAACGACACAAUCAUCAUUUAUCCGCUGCUUCAACGUUGCAGCGAUGGACAGAUUUUUGUGGACUCUUUCUGUCGCGAUAGCAGUCUUUCGCGUAGACUGGCUCCAGCAAAGUCCACAACAAGGCCGGAUAGGCCCAACUGUGUGCUGGGAAGUUGUUGA